Messenger RNA from Komagataella phaffii GS115, 1032 nucleotides. RefSeq names its product Uracil-DNA glycosylase. Lineage: Eukaryota; Fungi; Ascomycota; Pichiomycetes; Pichiales; Pichiaceae. Gene Ontology annotation, cellular component: nucleus; mitochondrion. The transcript has a single exon. Bases 1 to 1032 code for a protein of 343 amino acids. Gene Ontology annotation, molecular function: uracil DNA N-glycosylase activity. The record is from RefSeq and is a predicted model, not a curated record. Gene Ontology annotation, biological process: base-excision repair; base-excision repair, AP site formation via deaminated base removal.
AUGACCAAUUAUAAGAAGAGAAUAUCCGAAGGUAUUGUGAGCUCGUUUAAAAAGCAAAAGAUUCUUAGUGAUUUUUUCCCUACAAAAGAUAUACCUCUGAAUGGCUUGCAACCAGAGAGUGGGUUUAGUUCGAUUAAUAAAAAGAGCGUGUUGGUGGAAUCGUCGGGCAUAGUAGAAGACAGUACAUUAAAAAAAAGGCGUAGCUUAUGCUCUCUUCCUAGAGAACAAAUGCCAUCGUGUGCUAAAUUUGAUAAAAAAAAAUGGAUAUCUGGGUUGACAGAUGAGGAAAGACAACUUCUGGACACAGAAAUCACUACCAUGGAUGAUUCAUGGCUAGCAGUAUUACAUGAAGAGCUGCAAAAGCCGUACUUCUUAGAUCUCAAAAGGUUUCUAGCUACCGAAGAAUGUCGUGGUGUAGUGGUAUUUCCACCUAGAGACUCGUGGUACUCAUGGACACGUUUAUCUCCCCUUCCCCAGAUCAAAGUUCUUAUUUUAGGGCAAGACCCGUAUCACAAUUAUAAUCAAGCGCAUGGGUUGGCAUUUUCAGUAAAAGACCCUAAAACUAGAAUUCCUCCCUCUUUGAAGAAUAUGUACAAGCUACUGAAGACUGAUUAUCCCAGCUUCAAAAUCCCGGAUACAGCAGACUUGACCCAGUGGGCUCAAAGGGGAGUCUUAUUGUUAAACACUUGUUUGACAGUAAGAGCCCACAAUGCUAAUUCUCACUCUAAUAAAGGCUGGGAAACUUUCACCAAAGCUGCUAUCCAGAAACUUAUUGACUAUAAUACUUCCAAGAACCAAGGAAUUGUUGUCAUGGCAUGGGGUGGGCCAGCUCAGAGAACCAUUGAUUCUUGCCGGCUUAAUGGAAAUCAUUUGGUUCUAAAGACCGUUCAUCCUAGCCCUUUGAGUGCGUCUAGAGGUUUUUUUGACUCCCACCAUUACAGGAAAUGCAAUGAAUGGCUCGUCAAGAGAUAUGGCGAAGAUGCUUUCAUUGACUGGUCUCUUGUGAAGGGAAACGUACUAAUGAAUCGUUAA